GAAGGAGGGAAGGAAAGAGGGUGGCCAUGGAAGCCGCGUUGACAGCCGACGGAGCCCUCGAUUUCGACUCAGGCUCAGAUCUUCCAGAGGACAGCUUUUCAUCUGGAGGGGAAGAUCUGGAAGGUGAUGAUGAAGAUGAGCCUGCAAUUCUGGACUCUGAAAUUCAAAAGGCAGCAGAUUCCAAAGACACUGAAAAUGGUGGCUGGGCCGAUGCCAUGGCUAAAGUGCUUAAUAAAAAGGUUCCCAAGAGUAAGGCCACCAUAUUGGUUAAGAACAAGAAAUGGGAUACAGAACGGCAAAAGGAAAAACAAGAGAGGCUGGAAAGACAGAGACAGCUAGAUAAAAAGCGGGAGUGGGAAAUGAUGUGCAGAGUGAAGCCAGAUGUUGCCAAAGACAGAGAAAUGGAGAGAAACCUUCAGAGAAUUGCCACGAGGGGAGUUGUUCAGUUAUUCAACGCAGUCCGGAAGCAUCAAAAAAAUGUUGAUGAGAAGAUGAAAGAAGCAGGGAGUUCUGAGAGAAAGCGGGCUAAAUUGAUCUCGUCAGUUUCAAAAAGAGACUUCAUUGAUGUGCUGAGAGGAAUGGAAGGCACAGAAACAGAGCAAAAUGUUGCCAAGAAGUCCAUAAAAAGCAACCAGGGUGCAUCUAAAUCGGAAGAAAGGCCAACAUGGAGUAUUUUGCGAGAUGACUUUAUGAUGGGAGCUUCAAUGAAAGACUGGGAUAAAGAAAGUGAUGGAGAGAAUGGUGCUGGACAAAAGGAUGACAUUAAACAGGAGAGUGAAAGCGACUCAGACCGAUAAAGUCCAAAGCAAUUCAGACAAUCUGUGUGUAUUUUUAUUGACUAUCAGUAGGUUUUUUAUUCAAAUAAGGUCCUCUUUUUAUACAAAAGGAAAUACCUCUAGAAAAAUGGGAAAAAUGAAUCUGACAGAAUAUUAUGAUCAGUUGUAUUUUCCCUCAAAUUAAUUAUAAUUAUCUGUUUUUUAUAAAACAUUUUUAAAAGUCAAGCAGUGGUACCAGCCGGAUUGGAAAGAAAGGGUUUUGUUGGAAUACUGAUUGAACACUGAUGGACCAUUGUGCUUUCCUUCCCACCUCAUUGUUUCUAAUUGAGCUAAGUAUUUAUUAAUUCCCAAAAUAAAAACAUGAAAUUUA
This is a messenger RNA of Anolis sagrei ordinatus, 1146 nucleotides long. It is a transcript of the gene RRP15, whose product is annotated as ribosomal RNA processing 15 homolog. Gene Ontology annotation, cellular component: preribosome, large subunit precursor. The record is from RefSeq and is a predicted model, not a curated record. Gene Ontology annotation, biological process: maturation of 5.8S rRNA; maturation of LSU-rRNA. Lineage: Eukaryota; Metazoa; Chordata; Lepidosauria; Squamata; Anolidae.